This is a messenger RNA of Salarias fasciatus (jewelled blenny), 6549 nucleotides long. RefSeq names its product DOT1-like histone H3K79 methyltransferase (gene dot1l). Gene Ontology annotation, cellular component: nucleus. The record is from RefSeq and is a predicted model, not a curated record. Lineage: Eukaryota; Metazoa; Chordata; Actinopteri; Blenniiformes; Blenniidae. Gene Ontology annotation, biological process: regulation of transcription regulatory region DNA binding; DNA damage checkpoint signaling; DNA repair. The coding region runs from base 270 to 5159 and encodes 1629 amino acids. Gene Ontology annotation, molecular function: histone H3K79 methyltransferase activity. The transcript is spliced from 28 exons.
AUGGCGGCGAUACGGACGAGGCGUUCUUGCCAGUGGACAUAAAACGGCAUUUGAUUCAAAAAUAUAAAACCGGGUCAGAUACAUUUGUAGACCAGACCGUACUGUGUUUGUGUUCACCGCGUUAUUGGCGUCGUUUUUUUUUUCUUUCUAUGUUUUUUUUCCCUUUCCAAAAUGUUCACGUUGUAACUCGCUCACCCACCAGCUGUAACACGGAGCAGUUACUAGCCCAGUGAGCUAUCUACCACAGCCAAGCCGCCGUGAAGUGGAGGAUGGGAGAAAAGCUGGAGCUCAAGCUCAAAUCGCCGGUCGGAGCAGAACCUGCUGGCUAUCCGUGGCCAUUACCAAUAUACGAUAAACACCAUGAUGCUGCUCAUGAAAUCAUCGAGACCAUUCGGUGGGUGUGUGAGGAAAUCCCAGACCUCAAACUGGCAAUGGAAAACUAUGUGCUCAUUGACUAUGACACAAAAAGCUUUGAGAGUAUGCAGAGACUUUGUGACAAGUACAACAGGGCCAUUGACAGCAUACAUCAAUUGUGGAAAGGGACCACCCAGCCCAUGAAGCUAAACAAGCGUCCUUCUAAUGGGUUGCUGAGACACAUCUUACAGCAGGUGUACAACCACUCAGUGACUGACCCGGAGAAGCUCAACAACUAUGAGCCUUUCUCCCCCGAGGUGUACGGAGAGACCUCCUUUGACCUGGUGGCUCAGAUCAUCGAUGAGAUGGAGAUGAUGGAAGAAGACACCUUUGUUGAUCUUGGCAGCGGAGUGGGUCAAGUGGUGCUACAGGUUGCAGCAGCAACCAACUGUAAACACUACUAUGGUGUAGAGAAAGCAGACACUCCAGCUACCUAUGCAGAGACUAUGGAUAAAGAAUUUAAGAAGUGGAUGAAGUGGUAUGGGAAGAAACAUGGGGAGUACACACUGGAGAGAGGUGAUUUUCUAUCUGAAGAGUGGAAGGAAAGGAUUGCAAACACAAGUAUUAUUUUUGUGAAUAACUUUGCCUUUGGUCCAGAGGUAGAUCACCAGCUGAAAGAGCGCUUUGCUAACAUGAAGGAAGGGGGGAAAAUUGUGUCCUCCAAACCUUUUGCACCUUUAAAUUUUAGAAUCAACAGUCGAAACUUGAGUGAUAUUGGCACAAUAAUGCGUGUGGUGGAGCUUUCACCACUAAGGGGGUCCGUGUCCUGGACUGGAAAACCGGUUUCUUACUACCUGCAUACCAUAGAUCGCACCAUACUUGAAAACUAUUUUGCUAGUCUCAAAAAUCCUAAACUCAGGGAGGAGCAAGAGGCAGCUAGGCGACGUCAGCAGAAGGAUACGAAGGAGAGUAAAAGCAAUAGCACCACUCCCACCAAACCUAAAGAGCAAACCAAGCAGGACUCCUGUGGCGAGGAAGAGCAUCCGAGCUUGGUGACUGUGGUCAAGCCCACUGCCAAACCCCGAAGAGCCCGAUUGCUGUCCAAAGGUCGCAAGCUGAACAAUAAGAAACGAGGUCGACCCAAGAAAGCCACCCCAGCUGCUGACAGGAAAAACAAGAAGAAUCAGAGCGCAUUAGAUCUGCUGCACGCCAAGACUCUUUCUGCAGCACCCCCUCAGGAUGCAUACCGGCCACCUCAGAGUCCCUUCUACCAGCUACCUCCAAAGGUGCAGCACUAUUCUCCCAGCCAACUGCUGCUGAGCCCAACUCCUCCUGGUCUGCAACAACUGCUUGAUAACAUCAAAGUUCAAUACCUCCAGUUCAUGACCUACAUGAAGACUCCGCAGUACCGCUCUAACCUGCAGCAGCUUCUGGAGCAAGAAAAGCAAAAGCACAGAGACUUGUCUGGGCAGGCAGAGCAGCUGCACUCAGUGUGUAUGUCACACAAGGACAAAAUCAAAGGUCUCUUUCAGGCAAAACUUGAUGAGCUGGGGGUUAAAGCCCUGACUGUGGAAGACCUACUUCAGGCCCAGAAAGAGAUUUCAGCCCAUAAUUGUCAGCUGAAAGAACAAACAAAGCAGCUGGAGAGAGACAUGGCCUUACUGAGAGACCACAGCCUGCUACUGCUGAAGUCUCGAUGUGAGGAGCUGAAGCUUGAUUGGGGGUCUUUGUGUCUGGAGAGUUUGCUGAAGGAGAAGCAGGCACUUCGAAGACAGAUUUCUGAGAAACAGAGACACUGCCUGGAGUUGCAGAUCAGCAUUGUUGAACUGGAGAAAAGUCAAAGGCAGCAGGAGUUGCUUCAGCUCAAAUCCUACAGCCCGUGUGAGGACUCCCCGUACAGAAAGGGACUGGAGUCUCGAUCCUCGAUGGACAUGGAUUCUUCUAAGCAUGGCCUCUCCUCAGCGCCACCUCUCAACGGUGUUAGCCCAGAUAUUUCCAUGAAUGGUACCGGCUCACCUUGUUUCGAUCGGGCAAACACAAAGGGGGAGCUUCUCUCUCGCUACCUGCCUAUCUCUCCAGACCACGAGAUUGUGCCUGCCAAUGCUGAUACUCGACAGAGGCAGCAGAGCUCCUGCCAUGCUCUUCCUGACUACACACGUUUCUCCCCUGCCAAGAUUGCCUUGCGAAGGCACCUGAACCAGGAUUCCACUGCCUCUGUUCUCUUGAGAGGGCCAGGCCUGACCACACACAGGGAAUUGGGUGGCAUUAAUUCACCUCUUGGACCCAAACAGAAUUGCCCUUCUCCCAAUGCAUCUGAUGUUCAGAAUAAAAGCUCUGAGAGGGGUGGAAAGGAAAGGAGUCCAUCUGUUCAGGGGGACAACAGCAUUACAAGCCUUCCAAUCAGUAUCCCUCUGAGUACUGUUCAUCCAAGUAAAUUACCUGUCAGCAUCCCAUUGGCUAGUGUGGUGCUGCCCAGUCGUGCUGAAAGACUGAGAAAUACUCCAAGUCCGGUGUCUCAGGCAGGUCAGACCAAUGGAUAUUCAUCCAGCUCAGGGCUGAUGAACGGAGGUCCCCACCCAGAGGACCAUAAUGGUGCUUCUUCAUCACCUCCUCCACACAGCAACACUCCUUUGACGGGACCAAUGGGUCGAGGAGGUACCAUGCAGAGCCCCCCACUGGCCACAGGGGGGGUGCUGCAGUAUGCCGAUGGACCCCCAAGAAUUCUGCCAGAAGACGGAGCGGACCGCCAGGGAGGGGAGUCGGACACGGAGGCCCAGGACAGUGAACUGCGUCGGAGAAUCUUCUUCUCCUCUUCCUCCUCUUCGUCCUCAUCUUCGUCUUCGUCAGGCAGCGGAGGCAGCAUGACUGGAGGAUCACGCCUCCACCAUCACACUGGCAACCAAGCUGCCAAGCAGGGAUACCACAGUAACCAUGGCAACCACCACCAACCACCUGGCACACAGCACACUCACACGCCCCCACACACGUCAUCGUCGCACUCCUCUCACAGCCUCGGCCCUCAAGAGGGGCGCAAGCGGGGCAGAAGGAAGCGUAGCUCCGCAGGGCCUGUCAUGGCCAGCGGAUCCCCAAAGAGGAGGUCCUUCCCCGGGCUCAGCUCCUAUAACCACUCCUCAGGAUCGCCACUCAACAUUAAUUCCAUGGUGAACAACAUCAACCAGCCUCUGGAGAUCUCUGCCAUCUCCUCCCCAGAACAAUCAAGCCGCAGCCCCUGUGGGCCUGACCUCGACCAGCCGCCCGUCUUGAAGCGAGAGCGCCCUCUCGAGCUCAAUGGCACCGGUCGAUACUCCACAGCACCAAGCUCUGAUGACGAGGACUCGGGAUAUCCUGCAGAAAGCUCCAGUUCACGAAUUGAAAGAAAAAUAGCCACUAUAUCCUUGGAGAGCAGAGAGGGACCAAGUAGACUUGGUGAUAGUGAACGAAUAGGCAGAAAAUCCAGUAGCAGCAGUGGGAACAGCACAGGCAGCGAAGCCUCCUCCUCCUCAUCAAUGCCCUCUACCAGCAAGUGGAAAUCUACAUUUUCACCCAUUUCUGACCCGAAACAACCAAACUGUGACCCGAGGCAGGGUGGCUCUCCGUUUGGCAUGGGCGGAUCAAGCCGGGGCACGGACUCAGAUUCUGACCACAAGCAACACGUCAGGAAAGGGAGUGACGGGGAGUCGUCGAGCUAUGUGACCCCCAACCCUUUCCUCGGUCAGGAAUCAGGAUCCCGGGGUGGAGGCAGCAGUGCAGGCGGAGCACACGGAGGCAGCAGUUCAGACCAGCGCCAGGCACACCAGAAACAGAAAGCUUCCCGCGAAUGGGAGCUGAAGACCAGCAGCAGCUUGGCCACUCAGAAUCUCUUCAUCUCCGCCGCUACCAGCAGCGGAGGGGGCAUUCUGAGCGGGAAGGUGGCGGGCAGUCCUGUAGCAGUUUCCUCAGCCACAGGGUCAUCUGUAGGGCAGUACCUGGGCUCACACUUCCCUCUUGGAGGGGCUUCAGUCUUACAGUCCUUAUUUGGGGCCCAGACAGGCGGAUCCACGGCGAGUGGGAACUCGCGUCUCGUCAACGGACACGCCGCCCUGGGAAGCUUCUCCAGUGCAGGCCUGGCUGGAGGAGCAGCUGGAGGUAUUUUUCACCACGUGGUUCCCUCAGUGUCCUCCCAUCAGUUCGGGGUAGCGCUGCCCACCUCAGGAGGCCUCAGCUCUCUGCUCAGUCUCUCCUCCUCUUCCUCUACCACGUCCCAACCCCAGCAACACUCCACCCCCCAACCAGCCUCCACGCGCCUGGCCUCCGUCUCCUCACCUCUCCCCCUCUCCCUGUCACAGACCCAGCACAGCCGCACCCAGUCCGUCCUACACAGCCCCUCCCCGCCCACGCUGUCCCUGCCCCCGCCCCCACCUCUACACAGCGUCCCUUCCUCCUCCUCGUCCUCCUCCUCUUCUUCUUCGUCAUCCACAUACUCUGAUUCCUCUUCGUCUUCUCGGUCAGACUCGAUCCACUCCUCGCGCCUGUCCCACUCCUCUCAUCACCACCAGAGAGCGUCGUCAUCCCUCUCCCUCUCCAUCACCUCCUCCACCUCUACCGCCACUGACUCUCCCGCUGCGGCUACUGCUUCUGCCUCACUCUCCUCCUCCUGUCUGUCGACGUCCUCUUCCUCAUCUCGUCCAUUCGCAGUGCACUACUCCCCUCGGCUGCCCCCUCCACCACCAGUCAGUAGUUCUGGUGGUGUUGGGAGCAUGUGGAGGACUCAGGGCAUGCAUGGCACCUACACCACCUCCCAGCUCCCUAGCUCCCGACCUAGAUAGGGUUAGGGCGUUAGGGAAAUGGGGGAGGAUGGAAAAGAUGAGGGUGGAAGGCAAUCAGAGGGAGAGAGUGAAGAAGUGAGAGAGGGAGAGAGAGAGACUGGUAGGGAGUGAGAAAUACAGGUUGCCUGUACUCCCUGUGCGGUUCUGAUUAAACAAGGUAAGAUCAAGAGGUUUUAGGUUUAGAGUGUUAAACAUCUCUGAUUUUAAAUGUCUUUUGAAUGCUUUGGUUUCCCUGGUUUGUAAUCUCUUGUGUAUACACACAUCUUCUCAUUCAAUGUUUUUGUUUUUGUUGACUAUUUCCAUUGUAGAUUUUCACUGAGGACUUCGUAACUAUAAAUGAACACAUAUGGAAUUAUGUAGUUAACAAAAGAGUGUGAAGUAAUCCAAAGCAUGUUUUGUAUUUUAGAUUCCUCGGAGUAGCCACCCUUUGCUUUCUUGGCAGUGUUGGAAACCCUUGGCCUUUUCUCAGUGAGCCUCAUGCGUUCGUCAUGAGCUCGUCGUCUGAGUCAGCAGCCUCAGAAAUUAACAGCAAGUUAACAGCACAUCAGAUUAGAUCGUGGAUAAAUGCCGCUCAAGAGUUCUAGUCGCAGACACAUCUCUACAUGAAGCGUUCAGAGGCAGCUGUGCCAAUCAGGCCUUUAUGGUUAAAAAACUGCUAUGAAACCACUACUGACACAAAAAAACAAUGUUCAGUUGAACUGUCAUUUAAAUUUUAUCAUGACAGUGACCCCAAACACACCUCCAGGCAGUGGAAGGGCUAUUUGACCAUGAAGGAGAGUGAUGGAGUGACCUGGCCUCCAGUCACCUGAUCUGAACCCAGUCCAGAUGGUUUGGGAUGAGAUGGACCACAGAGUGAAGCCAAAAGGGCCAAAAAGUGCUCAGCAUCUCUGGGAACUCCCAAGACUGCUGGCAAACCUUUUCCUCCAGGAUCCCAGAGAUCUGUGAUCUGAAGCCUCCAACCCUGAUCCACCUGCAGCUAGUAGAGCACUGCUGAGCCGAUUCAGAAAAUCAGUCUGUCUGACCGAUCCUUUUCUCUCCCUCUGUCCCCUCACCCCAACCGGAGUAGCAGAAAGCUGCCACCUCUGGUUCUGCAAAGGUUUCUUCCUGCUAAAAGGAAGUUUAUCCUUUCCACUGUGGCUUUGCUUGCUAAAUCUGAACUGAAUUGGAUUUCAGGUGACUGACUCAUGAAGCUCAUUGUUAGAGUGCCAAGAGUGCGCGAAGCAGUAAUCAAAGCCAAGCGGAAUAUAAAACGUGCUUUGUGUUCACACCUUUUAGUUUACUACUGAAUUCCAUAAGUGUUCAUUUGUGUUUUUGAUGUCGUCAGUGAGAAUCUACAAUGAAAAUAAAGAAAAAACACUGAAUGAGAAGCUGUUUCCUAACAUUUGACUGG